Messenger RNA from Plasmopara halstedii, 1296 nucleotides. Its product is annotated as Conserved protein Mo25. The transcript has a single exon. The record is from RefSeq and is a predicted model, not a curated record. The coding region runs from base 1 to 1296 and encodes 431 amino acids. Lineage: Eukaryota; Oomycota; Peronosporomycetes; Peronosporales; Peronosporaceae. Gene Ontology annotation, biological process: intracellular signal transduction. Gene Ontology annotation, molecular function: protein serine/threonine kinase activator activity.
AUGAACCGCGUCAACACCUUCUUCUGGUCCCGGCUUAAUCCCACGGGGGAACUCGUGCGGUCUGUAGAUGUGUUGCUGCGUGAGCUGGUCCCGGACGACAAACUCGACGCAGCCUUUCAAAAUCUCAGUGUCAGGACCAGUUCAGGAGUGGUGCCACUAAUGCGUAAGCCUGAGGGUGAAGAAGUCUCGGACAGUACAGCCGACGCUUGUGAGCCAGACUAUGAAGGCCACCCGCCACAUGACGAAGAGUCGAGUGAUGAAGAGUCAGCUGCUGAGAAAACCGUGCCUGGUGAACUCGAGCGAAAGUGGGCUAAAAUACGUGCUAUAUUUCACGACUGGGACGAAGAACAGGGCGAUCGUGAAAAGAAAAUGGACGACAUGGCUGAGCUCUUGUUGCGCUAUCGAGUGCUGGAGAAGGUGCUUAUGCCCAAAGUGCUUGGUCAAUUGACGUUUGAAACGCGUAAAUAUGUUGGCAAUGUUUUUCGCGCCAUGACGGUGCACAAUCUGCGCGGCUUUAUUGAACUUAUUGGCGAGCGACCAGAUAUAAUGCGCUGGCUUGUCGAAGGCUACAAGAACAAUGAGACAGCAUUGAUCUGCGGCUCGAUGUUGCGCGACUGUUUCGAGUAUCAGACACUUACCAUGCUUUUCUUGAAAACACUUACGCCCGAGUUUGAAUUCUUGUUCAAAGUCACGAUGGAAAACAGUAACUUUGACAUUUCAGCAGACGCUCUUAUCAAUAUCUCGCGACUACUGACGGUGCACAAGCAGUCAAGUGUGCAGGUUUUGGAAGAGUCGUUCGACCGCAUAUUUGGACUCAUAAACAAUUUGUUGACGUCACAGAAUUAUGCCACUAGGAGGCAAACGCUCCAACUGCUGUCAGAGCUUCUACUUGAUCCUGUAAACUUCUCUGUAAUGCAGCGGUAUGUCUCUUCACGCAAUAAUUUAAAGCAGAUUAUGCUGCUAUUGCGUGAGCCAAGCGAGGCUUUGCGCAUGGAUGCAUUUCAUGUGUUCAAGAUCUUUGUGGCCAACCCAAAUAAGUCGGUGGAAGUGGAGCAGCUCUUGAUUCGCAAUCGUGACAAGCUUUUGGCUUUCGUGAGCGAUUUCGGCAAGGCUGAAUCUGGCCGUGAUUUCCUUCAAGAAAGAUCGUUGCUAGUGUUCGCGCUUGAACAGAUGGCGGAGAAGUCAAAAACAGAGGAAAAAACUCAAGAGCAUUCCACGCGGCGAGUAUCCUUAUCAAGUGCCGAGCGGAUGCCGCUCUCAGGGCCUUUGUCGGGUGUUUGUGCGGAUCAAAAGUAG